Messenger RNA from Eriocheir sinensis (Chinese mitten crab), 393 nucleotides. RefSeq lists its product as uncharacterized. Lineage: Eukaryota; Metazoa; Arthropoda; Malacostraca; Decapoda; Varunidae. The coding region runs from base 13 to 357 and encodes 114 amino acids. The transcript has 3 exons. The record is from RefSeq and is a predicted model, not a curated record.
UCGGGUGGGUAUAUGAUGCAAUGCCCAGGUGACAAACCCACACACACGCUGCCAGACUCUCGACAGGCAUGGACCGACACGCCCUGCUGUUUGUUCUGCUGGUGUGCAGCGCCUUGCUGGCCACCACCGCCGAGGCCUCGCCGGUGCCUGGGCCUGAGCCUGAGCCCCGGCGCGGUUCCUACACAAGACCAAGACCCCGACCCCGACCCUACUUCCCGCCACGCUGCGUGUGUGUCAAGGCUCCCUGUUACUGCUGACCUCCUCCACCGUUACCUGACCUUCGCCAUGCCCGCACGAACACCGCCAACGGACCACGGACCACGGACACGGAAAACUCUCACUCUUAUUCUUUCAUAGUAUUUACUCCUCAAUAAAGGCAUGCAAAUUUCCUGU